UCUCUCUUUCCAAUUUGAUGAGAAAAAAUUGCCAUUCGCGUAGCUAAACUGGAAUUGAAAAAAGUGCAGGAAAUUAACUUGAUCCCUGCCAGAAAUGGAGGUGAAACAUUCAGAGAUCAAGAAGAGAAGAGAAGAGAAGAAAAAAAGAAAGAAAGAAAGAAAGAAAGAAAGAAAGAAAGAAAGAAAGAAAGAAAGAAAGAAAGAAAGAAAGGACUCCCCAUUCAGAGGUCCAGAGGGUAUUUAUAAAACCAGAAACUGUUUUGAUUUGCAAUGCCCCAUUUUAAGAGAGGCAGCAGAGUUUCCACAGGUGGCCUCUGGAAGUUCCCUGAAGCAUCCAGGGGAGGAUUUAGAGUUAAGGCCCUGGGUACAAAAGCCGCCUUUUACAACUUGGGCUGAUUUCCGAACACGCCUGAUUUCCAGGAAUCAGUGCAAAGCAGAAACUGAAACUAAACAGGCUGCAUAAAAAGCACUCGCAUCCGCUCGAGCUUCACAAAAGCAUCGAAACCCCUCGCAGAGCGAAUAUAGCCGGUUUUGGCUCCUCUCCAGUCUGAACUUCAAAGACAAACAAGUUCCGACGCCGAAAUGGCUGUCCAGCCCAAAGGUGCGCUUGCUACGAGAGCCGUGAUGAACAUUAGCAAAGCAGAGGAAGUCCGAAAGGAGACAGAACUGAUGAUGAAGCCCUACGCAAAUUGGGAGGAGUAUCUGAUGCCUGGGCCCAUUUCCAUCACCCUCUUAGGGGAGCUGGCUUGCAUUGCUGCAGGACAAGGAGACUUUGCCAUCAAUCUUGCCCCACCCGAGGGAGGCUACAAAUAUAUGAGGUAUCCGGACUCUUUCCGGGCCUCCCUGAUGCAGGUGAGCAACAGUGGGUGGCACGCCUUCAGCAUAGCCCACAAGAAUAUGGAUGGUAUCCGGCUCCUUUCUAUGAGCGUCCCUGAGCAAAUCAAGAUGGUCAUGAAGACCUUAUUCCAGAAUGACCUUACCUUGAUAGAUGCCUUGCUCCCUGGACAGCUAUCCAGCCUGAAAUCAAUUGCAAAUGAAUGUUCCUCUUUGGCUAAGGCAGUUGACAAUAAGUUCUAUGAUGUCAUCUGUCUGACUGAGGAACUCCUGGAAGUGUGUAUGAGUUCCAAAUCACAGUAUGAACAAGGACUGACGCAAACCAAACAAGCCUUGGAAGACCUGAAGCAAAGAAAAGCAGCAGCUGAAGAAACCAAGGCCAAAGCAGAGGAAUACUACAAGGAAGUAAAGAACAGAGUGACUGAUACGUUUGACGAUUAUAGAAAAGCGAUAGAUAGCAUUCCUACCGGCUGGAGUAGUGUAAUUCUGGAUUUCACUUCAACUGUAAGAGAAACCUUGACGGUGCCCAUUACCUGCCUGACAUCCUUGGUCAGCUCUAACAGAAAUCAAUUGCUUUCUCCAAUCGACAGCAGAAGUGAGGAAGAGUUUGAAAGUAGGGAUGACUUUAUAGCCAUGAACAACAUCUCUGCCCUGUCAGGUCAAAUGGUGGCAUUGGUGGACGGUCUUAAAACCGUGGUGGAUGAUGAAGGUAAUAUUGACAUGGAUGUCCUCUACAAUAAAAAAAACAAUGAAAUCAAAACCACAUGGAUCAAAAAGACAUCCCAGCAACUGUUAGAGAAAAUAAAAAAAGAAAGAAACUGCAGCCUGAAAAAUGUGGCAGUGAAAAUAUGUAACGAUAUCAUCAAGAUUUCCAAUAUGUUAACUGAAAGAGCAGUAUCAGGGAACAUAAACCAGAAAAAACUGAUAAAGAAAAUGAACACCCUCUCGAUUGAUAUUGAGGUUUUCGACAGCAGAAGCAAAUUCUGCAGCCGCACAUCCCCUUUUGGUCCCAUGGCACCAAAUAUGGCCAAAUCCCAGAGAAAUGUCCAAGAAGACUCAUCGUUGUCAUCAGCGAUGAAAAACAGCCUUUUGAAAACCGAGCAAACGAAAGAAAUACUGAAGAUGAGUCAAGAAGAAUACCAGAAAAGCUUUGACAACUUAAAGCAACAGAAUAAGGAUUUGCAGGAUGUGCUCAGUGAAAUGAGGAAAUGUGAAAUAAAGGAGAUUGAUUUUGAAAAAGCCCAAAAGAUGCUGAUCACAGGCCUGGACGCCAUGGGAAGAGUGAAGGAGCAGUGGGAGAAAAUGGUGCGUUUCUUCCAGAUGAUCUCGAAUCUCAUUGAUUCCUGUCUCAAUAAGCGCCUGACGGAAUUUGUGAAAUUGGCCGAAGAUCUUCCCCAAAUUCCAAAUUAUUCUCACCAAGACUUUAUCAUAGAUAUGAUCUAUAAACAGGCCUUCAAUGCGUCCAACAUAGCUCAUUUGGUGCACAUGAUAUCCGAGACCUACACAGACGUGUCUUCAAAAUACCUGAUGGAUAAUGUGGGCAGCCUGAGCAGGCUUAUUUCUAUGGACCCUUCUAAUCCCCAAUUCCAGAUGGAGCGGAACAAACUAAAAGACGGCUGUGACAAUGCCCAAAAAGCGAUAGAGGACUUGGUCAUUAAGCAAAAGAAAGAAUUUGAAAAUAACAUCCAUGCCAGAGUGGCCAAAAUCAAUUCUGAGCUGAAGGCUGUCAUGCCAGAAGUGCCGGAAGCUGAGAGGAAAGCGAUCGAACAGAAUGUGCACAAAGGAAUGAGGGAAAUCACCGAGGAUGAAGCUGAUCAAUUCAUGUAGAAAUCUCUUUCAAACUAUGAGGGAAAUGGAGGCAGUCUAGGCCAGGGGUAGGCACCUUUGGCUCUUUUAUGACUCGUGAACUUCAACUCCCAGAAUUCGUGAGCCAGCAUAGCUGGCUCAGGAAUUCUGGGAGUUGAAGUCCACGAGUCAUAAAAGAGCCAAGGUUGCCUACCCCUGGUCUAGGCUCUUCUGUAUUAUUGCAGUCUGUUCUGUCUGGAACAGAAUAAGAUCCUUUCAAAAAUCAUCUUGGCUGAUCAUUUCUGAGGUAGGGCUCAUGUUGGCUCCUACUAAAUAUUUCUAUUUUUGUUUCUCCUUUAGUGCACCAGUUACCUCUUUUCCACUUCGAUCAAUUUUUAUGGACUAAUACCUCUCCCUCUGUCUGCUGAUCUGCUUACUGGUUUGUCUGCCCUACCACUCCUCUCUUUUUGGGCUGUUUCUGGUGGAGGAAAAGCUGAAGUGUGUUUCGUGUGCUUCUCUUUUUACCAUACUUUGUAUCUCUAGGAUAGAGAAAGGGGUUGGGAUAUGUACUGUAUGUAGCUUGAGUUCAAUAUUAAAAAUGUGAUGUCCAAUUUCAUUCAUUGCUGUUAAUUCUAUUGUCACUACAGGCUUCCUUCAUUUUUGGAGUGAUGGUACAAUCAAGUCUCUCUCUCUCUCUCUCUCUCUCUCUCUCUCUCUCUCUCUCUCUCUCUCUCUCUCUUUCAUAUAUCCAUGCACACACAUUAAUUGGGGGAUGAAUACAAUGUCUACAUUUUUUUCCUGGGGUUAGCAAUUUUAGGUCUGUAUUUCUUUGGAGAUGCUUAUCAAUUAACAGAAUAACAGAGGGACCAUAGAGGUCUUCUAGUCCAACCCCCUGCUGGAUCCAACAGCCUGAUCUAUCAUCUCUUAGAGAUAUGGGUGCUUGGAUUACUCUGCUCACUGAAAUAUAGGUAAUAGAUUCUCAGUUUUCCCGGCUUCUUGAGUCCUUCUAACACCUUUUCAUAUCACUUUGGUACAGCUCAAGAACGGCUAGAUUCUAACAACCACCCCUAAUUUACUUUCUGCAAAUAAACUUUAAGAUAGCAAAUCUUAAGAACAAGGCAUUGUAAAAAUGUUAAUUUUUAAAGAAGGGAUCCCUUUUCAUCAAAAGCUGAUGAUACAACUGUACCUAACGAGGAAAAGAGUGCUGGUUUAGAGAGAUACUCUUCAAGUACUUUUAGACGGUAAGUUUCCAGGAAAUCAAGAGAAAGGGGUUGAUCAAAUCAGCCAGAAUGAACAGAGUAAUUAAACAUUGAGUUUUGGGCUAGAUAAUAAGAAUUUCUUUUAUUUGGUUGUUAAUCAUACAGUUAUUAUCUGCUAUUACACUAUGUUGUUUUCCAUACUGUUGUAAUCUUAAGACUGAAAUAGGAUUUUUUAACUCUUUUUGCCGUUCAAUUGUUACUUUUACAUGUUAAUAUUUCUUUUACUGAUUCAUUACAGCUUUUCUGCAACAUAUAAGAACUAUGUUAGUCAUUCUGAAGUUACUAAACAUUAUAGUAAACAACUCUCCUGCAUUAAAUUCUUGCUUUUAUGCUAGAAAGAGUCAAUAAAUGUCUAUUCUCUAAAA
Molecule: messenger RNA, 4243 nt
Organism: Crotalus tigris (Tiger rattlesnake)
Lineage: Eukaryota; Metazoa; Chordata; Lepidosauria; Squamata; Viperidae
Exons: 2
Coding region: 583-2661 (692 amino acids)
Source: RefSeq, a predicted model, not a curated record